Messenger RNA from Drosophila montana, 474 nucleotides. RefSeq lists its product as uncharacterized. The coding region runs from base 35 to 418 and encodes 127 amino acids. The transcript is spliced from 2 exons. Lineage: Eukaryota; Metazoa; Arthropoda; Insecta; Diptera; Drosophilidae. The record is from RefSeq and is a predicted model, not a curated record.
UUUCCGAGCAUUCAAUGUUGUCUAGAAUCAGAUCAUGUCUCCAUUAUUACUGCUGUCAGUUUGUGGCAUCUACGUAUUCGGCUUCAUAUCCAAAAUUUUCGGAUACUCGUGCCAAUUUGGAUAUAUGCAUCCAGCUGCAGUGCCCAUUUAUGAAGCCGAGAUUGGUUGGAACUGUGCUGAUCGCUACAUGAAGUAUGCCGACAAAGCGAUGGACGGGGACAGUAUCAAAUUUACAAUAAAUCUGAUAUUGGUUUUUGAUGAAAGUCAAUCGGAUUCGACUACAAAAACAGAUAUAGUGCAAGGCGGCAUUGGUUUCAAUUAUACCACAUUGCGUUUGAGCUGCGCUCAGUUUGCGGAUGCCGAGCCGAGAAAUGCCAAAGUAACUGUCCUCAUAUAUGGCCUUCCCAUCGAACAAUAGGACUGUCAACCGUUGAAUUGAUAAAUUAAAUGAAUAAAGAAAACCAUCUUCAGAUA